AUGGCCACGUUUGUCGACGCCGUGCUGCGCCAGCCCGAGAUUCUGGCUGCCAUUUUUGGCUACCAAGCGGGCGUCUACGCUGACGUCGCGUCUCGGUUCCGCGACUUUCACUUGUAUGUGGACUUUGAGCCGACGCAGGGCAUGUACGAGGGCAUCUACUGCCUCGACCCGAAGCUCGUCCGCACCUCGUACCGGUACCCGUACGACCCAGACACGCCGCCAGAUGUGCUCACCACCGAGACGCUGUACCUGAACUUACAUAACACGCGGGACGCUCGCUUCCCGCUGCACCUUGCAAUUCUCGAAGGCGAUUUGGCCGCGACCAAGAGCAUUUUGCGCUGCCGACCCGACCUCGCGUACCAAGAAGCCAUCGAAGCAGCGAUACAGCACAAGAAGCUCGAGAUCGCGGCGUUUCUCUUACAUCAGCGGGACGCGCACCAUGUACACGGGCUGCACCGCAACUUUGAAGACGAGUUCCAGCGCCGGCCGUCGCGUCGCCUCGACGACUGGCUGCCGUCGAGCCGCUCGACGCUCUACAAGAACGACGCAUCGAUUCUGGCGCUGCUCUGGGCCCACCGGCAAUGCGACUGGGACGACAGCGACCUCGUUCAUACUGCGUUGGAGCUCAACGCACUCGAAGCUCUUGCGUUUUUGAUCGCGCAUCUGCCACGCACGGCGCUCCGUGGCCUCUUGGACGUAGUGGCCGGGAAUGGUCUCUUGUCGCUGGUCCAGCAGCUCAACACGAUGGGCCUUGCCUGCACCACCCGUGCCAUGGACGACGCUGCGGCGAACGGGCAUCUCCAUAUCGUUACCUACUUGCAGCAGCGUCGCACCGAAGGCUGUACGACCCAAGCGAUGGACGCCGCUGCCGCCAACGGUCAUCUGGACGUUCUUACCUUCUUGCACGAGGAGCGCACGGAAGGCUGCUCGACGGACGCCAUGGACCGGGCGGCCGCCAAUGGCUACCUUGGUAUCGUGACCUUCCUACACGAAAUGCGCGUGGAGGGCUGUACGACCAACGCAAUGGACGCCGCCGCUGCCAACGGCCAUCUGGAUGUUGUCACCUUCUUACACGAGAAGCGCACCGAAGGCUGCACGACGGCCGCGCUCAGUGGCGCCGCGGCGGCGGGACAUUUGGAUGUCGUCGAGUUUCUCGUGGACCACCGUGACGAGGGUGCGUCACCUGACAUUCUCGACACCGCGGCCGCCGAUGGCCGUCUCGACAUUGUCAUGUAUCUGGACACGCUCGGGCGCUUUGCGUGCACGACCGCCGCUGUCGACGACGCCGCCAAGCACGGACACGUGGAGGUCGUCGCGUACCUCUUGGCGCAUCGACGUGAAGGCGGCAGUCGAGACGGUGCCACGCAAGGCGCACUGGAGAGAGGUCACAUUGCGGUCGUCGAGCGGCUCGUUGCCGCCGGGUACCCCCUUCCGGGAACCACCGGCAGCAUCCUGCGGGCGAUUCACAAGCCAACUGCCCUCGCGCUGCUGCAGCUCUACGUUGCGCAAGGCGUUGACCUGCCCACCUCGUGGGCCCGCGAGGUGCGACAGUAUGCUACCAGCGAUGUGGCCCAGUACUACUUUCAACACGCGCCAGCAGCCGCCAAGCAUGCCGCUUCACGAACCCCAAUAUCCCGGUACAAUCAUGACUUGGACGAUAUCGAGACGGCACUGUGGAACGAAGACUUUGACGAGGUGCGCGAGCUCUGGGCGCAGCGCCCAGAGCUCCGACACGACCACUUGCUCGAUCGUCUUGUGGGCAACGACGAGUCGCCGGCCAGUGCGAUCGCAUUUCUCAUCGACGCCGGCGUCGGGCAGCCUCGACGCGUCGCGGUCGAGCACCUUCAUCGCCGGAGCUUUGACAUGAUGACUCUCCUUUUGCCCUACUGUCUGCACCCGAAGGACCAUCUAGACAACCUCGCCUUCCUUGUCGAAUGGAUGAAGCAGGCGUAUGCGUUCACCCCGUCGAUGCUCUUGGUCCUUAAAGCCGAGAUGAUCGCCCAAGCCACAGCAGCGAACUGCCGCCACCUCCACGUCGGCACUGUCAUCGAGGCGGUCACGGAAGAGCUGUUGGAGACGGGCGCAACGACCUCGUACGUCCAAUCGACGUAUCGGGGCCUGGAGCAACGGGUGCUCUUCCGGUCGGGUGUCGCCGACUGGGGUCUCGCAACGCUCGUGGUGCAUGGUCUCUCAGUCGAGGCCACCAAGGACAACACAAAGAAGCUGCAAAUGUGGGUCGGCUGGGUGACGAACACGGCGCUCAAAGCGCAUCUGCAGCGCCUCCUGAACGAAGCGAUGCCAAAUGACUUGGUCGCCGAGCUGUCGUCAAUGUACGAGUACUGCGAUUAUUAACGAUUUGUUAUCAAGACGCUGUCAUGCUGUCAG
Messenger RNA from Saprolegnia diclina VS20, 2385 nucleotides. RefSeq lists its product as hypothetical. The coding region runs from base 1 to 2352 and encodes 783 amino acids. The transcript has a single exon. Gene Ontology annotation, molecular function: protein binding. Lineage: Eukaryota; Oomycota; Saprolegniomycetes; Saprolegniales; Saprolegniaceae. The record is from RefSeq and is a predicted model, not a curated record.